AUGGCGUCUGCGUCUCCUUCAUCUUCAACAAUCAGAGCAUUCGGUUCAUUACUCCUCAGAUUCUCAAAUGGGGUUUCUCUUAAACCCUCAAACUCCUUCACUCUUCUCGGAACAUGCCGUUUAAGUAGAAAGCUACAAUCUUCUUCGUGUUACUCACCUUCUGGGUUAUGGGUCUCGGUAUAUGAGCUUCAUCCGGUCAAUUCCAUUAGAAAGAUUUCGACUUUCCCUCUUCUAUGUAUGGGUAGACGUUCCUGCAAAAUUGCUGGAAGAAAGACUGCCCAAGAUGCUAAGAAGACGAAGCUGUAUUCAAAAAUUGGGAAGGAAGUCGUAUCUGCGGUCAAGAAAGGUGGUGCAAGUCCAGUGUCAAAUACAGCUCUUGCUGCAUUGUUUGAGAAAGCUAAGGAGCUCGAUGUACCUAAGGAAAUCAUAGAGCGCAACAUCAAGAGAGCUUCUGAGAAGGGCCAGGAAGCUUAUAUUGAGAAAGUAUACGAGGUUUAUGGCUAUGGUGGAGUUGGCAUAAUAGUUGAGGUGUUGACGGAUAAAAUAAACAGAUCGGUGGCAGCUGUCAGAGAGGUAGUGAAGGAUUGUGGGGGAAAAAUGGCAGAUCCUGGAUCCAUCAGUUUCAAAUUUAAACGUGCUCGGGUUGUAAAUGUAAAAGUUACAGAUGCUGAUAGAGAUCAGAUUCUUGCUGUUGCUUUGGAUGCUGGCGCUGAUGAUGUCAUUGAACCCUCAGUGGACGAAGAUGAUGCCGAGGAGGAAAUGAAUGAAAGAUAUUUUAAAAUUGUAAGUUCAUCAGAGAACUACCCCACCAUAUUAACAAAGCUACGCGAGGAAGGAAUAACAUUUGAACCUGACAAUGGAUUCGAGCUUCUUCCUCUUACUCCGAUUGAGGUUGAUGAUGAGGCCAUGGACUUGAACAAGGAAUUGAUGUCCAAAUUGCUCAAGCUGGACGAUGUUGAUGCUGUAUAUACAGAUCAAAAGUGA
This is a messenger RNA of Fraxinus pennsylvanica, 984 nucleotides long. The record is from the annotation of a GenBank genome assembly. Lineage: Eukaryota; Viridiplantae; Streptophyta; Magnoliopsida; Lamiales; Oleaceae.